AUGUGGUCGCAGAAACGCUGUUACCUUGUCUUUAUAGCUAUAUGUAAUACUAGUGGGAAACUUCCUACCAAUACCUUCAACUAUCAACUCAUCGACCUUUUGAAUUUGCCAUCUGGAUGUAUAGGGAAAUAUUACGUUCCCAUCGACAGCACCUCCCCUAUGAUAAGCGUGGAGGUGAGCGCAGCUGGCAAAGCGUUUGUUAAUUUAACGGAUUCAAACGGGAAAGUUUGGCCAAGCGAGGGCAUCGUCAAUGACGGUUACACGCUAACGAGAUACAUCAACUUACCGGCUGGGCCGUACCAACUUACGAUCGACAACGGUGGCGUGCCAACCAGCAAUUGUCUCGUUGAAAUUACGUCUUACACAGCUCUGUCAAUAGUACAAGCAUUUUCGUCAUCUCCGCAGAGCGAUGAAGCACCAUUCUACGAGUCAGCCAUAGACGGAGUGCCCAUGUACUUCAUUAGUCAUGUCAAUAAUAUGACAGCACCUGGAGACGUGAGAGCAGUGACAAUUCGAACGCAGGCUACACUAACACCCACCUACAGAUCGCUUCUAACCAAGCGUUAUGGGUGUUCUUUCGAAUAUUAUGCUGGGCAGUUCAUUUGCGACAAAUCCAAUCGUUACGUGUAUCAUAUAGAUGGAGUUGAUUCCCUGGGAUACGCUUUCAGAAGGACCGGAACUUUUUCCUGCAUGCAGCAAAUCACUACCGCUGCACCAUCCACUACACCCAGGACACAGAUCUACUGCGUAAAUGGAGGUACUCCUUUGCGCCAAGGCACAGUCAAUGCCUCAUGCUUUUGUCCGGAAUUGUUCACUGGAGAAACAUGUGAACAGGUGAACUGUAUGAAUGGAGGAACCCCACUGCAAGGAAAUCUGCAGUGCCAGUGUCCUCCUGGAUUUGAGGGCACCAACUGCGAGUCAGUAACCUGCAAAAUCAACCUGGGUCCAAUGAUGACAGACUACAAAUCGCUGGUGGUAGUGCUUCGCACUACAACAUCGAUGAGUGGCUAUGUGUCACAGAUUGUCAACGCUAUCACAGAUGAAAUAGGACAGCAUAGCGGGUUCAACUACGAUGUCUACAACAACUACAUCUUAGUACAGUUCGCCAACGGAAAGUACCAGACAACGUUCUACACUAGAGACUACAUCCAACGGUUUAUUGACGACAUAAUGGCGGCUAUCUACACUACAAAUGUGGGUGGCUGUGAAGAGCAAACAUUUAAUGCGAUCUCCAGCGUUUUUGUGCAGAAUGUAAACCCGAAAUCUGCUAUCUACGUAUUUACUGACGCUGUCGCUUCUGAUGUUGAUCAGUGGCGCACAGUCACCGAAACAAACACAAGAAGGAAAUUGCCGAUUUAUACAAUGUUCUUGCCAAAUGCCAACUGUACAGUUAACCAGUAUUCGGAAGGAUAUCGAGCACUUCAACGCGCUUCAGAAUUCAGCGGUGGCCUCACGCAGCAGCCAAACUUGACUUCUUUGGAAAAGAUCUUCCAAUAUACCAUGAAAGCCACAUCAUACAAGAUGAAUUCUGUUUUAACCGAUGACAUGAAUCAAUGUGACACCAAAGGCUUCCGAAUCUUUUUCAUCGAUUCCUCAGCCGAUUCCGUCAUAAUCUUCGCUGUUGGACAAGAUUUGAUCUUAUCCGUCACUGAUCCAAACUGGAACAAGUCCGCUGCUUUACUUGUGUACAAUUCGGGAACAUCAUAUUUUUGGGAAGUUCCUAAUGUCAUACCAGGAGAGCAUCUGUUGUCAAUCACUUCACAAAAUCCUCAAACUUCUUGCUCUUAUCGAGUUAUGUCGCAUUCUGAUUACGACCUAUUCUUCGGCACCGCCAACGUCAUCGAUGAGGACGCAAGCGACAGUGAACCAGUCGUUGGGAAAGCCAAGCAUAUCGUUGCCCAGCUGAAUGGUCUCUAUAACGCCGUACAGGACCGCUUCCGUCUUUUUGCUGAAAUUACUAUCACUACCAAUAUCAAUAGGGAUAAUCAAGAACGCAAACCAAUGUACUUUUCAAGUGGUAAGUAUCGUGAUGGGUGCGGAUAUCAUCUCUACUUCGGUCUUGCCAGCUUUUGCGAGUUUGCCGACCAGCAAUUUUAUGCUACGGUCUAUGCUGAUGACAAUAAUGGCUACACCAUUCAACGUACAACUACCGGAUACUGUUCAAUGACCGAAACCACACCAGCACCACCUUCAGCGUGUCAGAAUGGAGGAGUACCAGAUCCGACAAACAACAGCUCAUGCAUAUGCCCACCCAGCUAUUCUGGAGCCCACUGCGAAAGUGCAAUCUGUCAAAAUGGUGGAACAAGCUAUGGUACGUUCUGCGAAUGUGUUCCUGGAACAGGAGGAACUUUCUGUGAAUUACACGCCUGUACGGAAACCAAUAGUAAACCACAUGUUUCAUUCGAUGGUCAGUCGAUGUCCUUGGUACUUUCCGUUCGCGAUACCAUGCAGGCUACUCUCAAUUCCAUCUCUGAUGGAAUUACGGACUUUGUACGAGAUGUACAAGACUCAUCUUCAAACUGGAUCAGGACAUGGAACCUCGUAGUCGUCAACAGCCUAAAUGCAACUAUGGUCUACACAGGUUCAAAUCCGAACGAUUUUGUUAAGACCGUACAGAUGGUUGCAAACAAUCUCAACACCUAUUCUUCUCCAAAUCCUGUGAACUGUUCCGUGGCCAUCGAAGCUGGUCUUUUAUUGGCUACAUAUGCCUCCCAGCCUCGAUCUGCUGUCUAUCUUUUCGCUGAUUCCGACGGUGGCAACGAUGACACGUUUGUCACUCUCUUCUCUACCGCUACUGAAUAUCAGAUAACACUGAAUCUCAUCGGUGUGGGUAACACGAUUUGCACGGCUCCAGAAAACAAUGGACAGUUCCCAUUGUACUUGCAAAGCCUGUCUGCGAUGACAUCUGGUUUUGUAUAUAUGACAACAAAACCUGCGUUGAUGCUGCCGUUCAUCUCAUCCUUAUACAAGUCCGGUAUAGCUUCCAGUGCCUACUUUGACGACUGUAGCAAUGCAACUUAUUAUGUUCCCAUUGACUCAUCCACAGCAGCGUUCACAUUGGCUGUAAGCGCCUCAAACAUCAGCUCUGUCACUAUAACCUUACCCGAUGGAUCGGCAGGCUUGAACAGCAUCCUUUCGGUUCCUUUAAUUUCUGAUCCAGAGUUGAACAUUCAGCAGUUCAUUCAAGCAUGUGAUGGAUAUCAAUGGAACUACAGAGAGCAGUAUUGUUAUCGGUUCAAUUUCAACAAGCUAACGUUUGUGAGAGCGAACCAGUUUUGCCAUAGCAUUGGUGGAUAUAUGGUUGAUAUUCACAGCCAGCAGAAGGACGAUUAUAUCAGAAGUCAAACCAAUGGUGCCAAGUCGUGGAUCGGAUUGAUUAGAAACAACAAAGAUUGGGUAUGGGACGUCCCAGACGGAAACAGUUUCCAAAGCAUUGGUAAUUUCACCAACUGGGCUCCUGGGGUAGAUCCAAACAACACCGCAUAUUCGUGUGUCGCUUUGGACCAGAAUGGACAAUGGGUUCCGACAGACUGCAACGAAGAAAACUACGCAGUUUGCCAAAGACAUCGAUUUGGUCAAGGUUUCACUCCUGGAAACAAUACAAGUACUGUACCAGCCGGCCUAUGGAAGGUACAAAUUCAGGGUCAAGGCUCCUGUGGCGCACAAGUUCGAGCUCAAUCUGAUAUUCAGGUGUUCUUCGGCUUUACUGUCGACCCUAACGGAGACUACCCGGAGCUGUACGCCAAUUCUCUCUCACAAAACAAUUACUUGGUAGCGGAUGCUGUUGGUUUGUCCCCAUUCCACUAUGAUGUAUUGCCAUCAUUGGAAGGACGACUCAAUUAUGCCAUUCUCGGAUACAAUUACAACAUGACAACUCCUCUUAUUAUGGCAGAUAGAUGGCAAUGCGGUUAUCCUCAAGUGUCAAACGCGUUCAAAUGUCCGCAACAAGGCUCAUUUACAGAUUUCUUCAUCAAAUUUUCUGGGAUCGACCAGUAUGGCUAUGCAUUCGAGAGAUUUACCAAUGCCAUUUGCGCAAAACCAACCCUGAACUGUAAAAAUGGUUUCCCUACCAAUGAGAAAUGUGUUUGCUAUCCGGGAUAUACUGGAGCAGACUGUGGAAUUCCAAUUUGUCAAAACUACGGUUAUGUGGAUGGAACAAAGUGCGAAUGUCUCCCUGCUUAUACGGGUACCUUCUGCGAACAAGCACUUUGCCUUCCACCUUAUCCAACAACCUUCUCUGAUAUCGAUCGCACAUUCGUCAUUAUGCUCGAAACGUCUUACAACAUGGGCGCAACAAUAUUCCAAAUGAAAAGAAGCUUGAAAGCUGCAUUUGAAAAAAUCAAUACUGACCCCACAACGAAGGGAUGGUUCUCAAAAUUCAUUCUCUACCCAUUUGAUUCCGAAUCAAACAAGAUCUACUGGUAUCCUCCUGUUAUAUCGACAAAUUCGGAUGAUAUUGUAGCUGCUGUAAAUAAUAUCACAACAACGGCUUGUCCAGGACCGAAUGGAUGUUCACCAAACUGCCCCCGUCCGAUUAUGGCAACCCUCAAAGAAGUGCUUAACAUGACAGAACUGGCCAAACCCAACUCUGUCAUCCUUGUCGUGACUCGCUCCACUCCUGAGGACUACAAUCUUGUCAAUGGCAUGAUCCAACAAUUGAUGGAGAGCAGAGCACAGAUCAACUUCGUGCUUACGGGAACGUCUUCGCCAUGCGGUGAAGGCUGGAAUACUCCAGCAUCAAAUUCUUUAUACACGGCCACCAGUUACAGUGAUGGAGAUGUCUUUGUUAUGUCGCCCACAGACUUUACAAUGAACUUUUUGCAACAGUACGUACCUUCAUUAUACAGAUCAGGAGGUCUGGAUGUUGGAGGCACUCCAAACUGCAACUAUGACGAGUUUCUGUUCCAAGUUGAGCACGGUAUGUACGAAUUCACUCUUAGCUACUAUCAUCCAGUUGUGAAUCCACCAGUAGCUGUGACCUUGACAGAUCCAGCAGGUGACAGCAUUUCUCUCCCACCCAAUCUCAUCUCCAGUGACACCAACUAUUUGGGAGUCUUGCGGGUAAACGAUAGUGGUGCAGUUCGAGCUGGUACAUACUGUAUGACUAUGUCUGGAGCUGGUGGACAGUACUGUCAGCUGAACAUCAGAGGACGCUCUUCAAUUGAGAUUUAUCCAGCCUAUGUUCGCACAUCAGAUGAUGCCUGGGGUGGUGCUACUAAUGACAAGGCUCAUUUUGCGCCUGUCAUGGACGAAAACAAUACGAUCGUUGUCCAUGCUGAUGGACUUGGCGACGGUAUACUUACGUAUGUGCAAGUUGCCAAUGCAGGAGUGGGACUACAGUACACUUCCACUUUGAUGAGAAGAAGCAACAGUUGCAGUUACGAAUACUAUGCACCAGUACCAUUUGUGUGCACUUAUGAGCAAAAUAUCGUCAUGAUCUACGGUCGUGAUUCGAUGGGUGCUACUAUUCGACGAAAUUAUAUCACCAACUGUGUUCCAUUUCGUCCCGAUCUACCACCCCCUGUACCAACUUGCGACCUGGGCGCAGUCAUGCAAGACACGCUCUUCAUCAUCGAUGCAUCUUACCAGAAUGCUAAUUCUGAAGACAACUUCAAAAGUUUACGAGAUUUUGCCAUUCACUCUCAGCUACCGUACAGAUUCGCAAACGAUACCGCCCAGGUCGCGGCCAUGACAUUGGCGGACACGCCUAAAGGCGGAUUCUCGUUUAACGCUCCAGAGCAUAGCUUCGACAACGUUCAAAUGCUGCUCUCCAACUUGACCUUCUUAAACAAGGCAGGUCAAAACCUGUCGAGCGCUAUGGAUCUAGCUGUAACGAACUACAGCACUCCGAACCAAGGUUACCGUACAGCGGCUAAACAUAUACUUAUAUACGUCACUAGCACAAACCCUACCGACGAUGAUCCGGCAAGCAGGAUCUACGCAAUUAGGCGGCAGGGAACCUACCAAAUAGCAAUAGUGACUGUGGGGCUUACACCAUCGCAAAAGCUGCUCUCAUCUGUAUCAAAAGACUGCAUGUAUCAAGCCAAGAACGUGGAUGAUCUCAUGACGAAUGGAAUGAACUUUGUGCAAGGAUUGUCAUGCGCAAUCAUUCCUCGAUGUUGA
This is a messenger RNA of Cylicocyclus nassatus, 6123 nucleotides long. The record is from the annotation of a GenBank genome assembly. Lineage: Eukaryota; Metazoa; Nematoda; Chromadorea; Rhabditida; Strongylidae.